GGAGAUGGGGGUGGGAAAAGUGCUCCUCUGCUCUUACAUCAUCACGCUACGAUUCGUGCGUCCGGCCGGAGAAUCUGAGGAAGGAAGGACUCGGCUAAUCCGAAGGGCAAAUGUAGGAAGUGACAUUUAUUGAGCGUUGUCUGUGUAUUAGUACUCCUGGCCUUACAAGGCCUUAUAUUUUGUACACGAGGAAGCAAAGUCAUAGUGUUUGCUGACACCAACAAGGUGGCUUCGAGCCAACUCAUUCGGACCACCCUCAGCCACAGACUCCAGAUCCCUCUCCACCCGAGAUAGCCGUUGGCCCUUUCCUGGAGCUACGGGAGUCUUGAGGAACGGCCCCAACGCCGGGGUGCUUUUCGUAGAGAUCCACCGCGGCUGGGCAACGGCGCGGGCGGGAAACCUCCACCCGCUGCUUUCCGCUAGGUGCCGCCGCGGCAAUGGCAGGCGUGGGCUCUCUUGUGUUGCGGCCCUGGAUUCGAGAGUUAAUUCUGGGGUCAGAGGCACUCUCAAGUCCGCAAGCGGGGCAGCUCCUUAAGGUGUUGCAGGACGUGGUGACCGCGGGCCCGUCUCACGCCCCUGACAUCCUUGACGGCGGAGCCAUGCUACUUGUGUCCGACGGGACUCACAGUGUCCGAUGCCUGGUGACGGGAGAGGCCCUGAACACUUCAGACUGGGAGGAGAAGGAGUUCGGUUUCAGCGGGACCGAGGGCCGGCUACUCCUGCUUCAAGUCUGUGGGGUCCGCAUCCAGAUUGCUGAUUGUGGGGCGCCGGCGGAGUUCUACCUCCAGGUGGACCGCUUCAACCUGCUGCCCAUAGAGCAGCCCCGGGUACCGGUGACUGGUUGCAACCAGGACCUGGAUGUGCAAAGAAAGCUCUACGACUGCCUUGAGGACCACCUUUCAGAGUCCAACUCUUCCAAUGCAGGCUUAACACUGUCCCAGCUUCUGGAUGAGGUACAGGAGGACCAGGAGCAUCGAGAGGCACUGGUGCGCCUGGCUGAGAGCUGCCUGAUACUGACAGGCCCUUGCACGGCACCUCCCCUCACCCACUGGGCUGUCUCUCGCUGUGGGGCUACGGAAGAAGCCCUGUACACUGUCCCCAGCUUAUUGCUGCACAUCUCUGAGAAUGACCAGCAAAUUCUGAACUCUCUGGGCUCAAGUCAGAGAGCACAGGGGGCCCCCGCCUUACCUGGGCAUGAGCUGUUGGAAGAAAGCAGUGCCACUGUCAGCCUUCUGCCUGCCCCACCCUUGGCUGCUCCAGACCCAGUGCAGAGGGAUAGCUCCCAGCCCUCACCAAUUAUCUGCUCAGCCCAUGGCCCCCUGCUUCCCACUUCCCCACACUGCAGUCAUACACCCAACUCUCCACACCUGAGCUGCACCCCCAGUCUCCCAUCCCUUGGCCAGGCCUCCAGUCCACAUCAGGCUCAAAUUACCAAGCUCCAGAAGCCUAACCUAGAAUUUAAGGAGCAAGAAUCGACCCCCAACAACCAGCAGCCUUCUCUAAGGACCACAACCAAGAAAGCCCAGGAACCCUGUGCUGCGUGGGAUCCCCCCAAAAGGCAUCGUGAUGGUUCUGCCUUCCAGUAUGAAUACGAGCCACCUUGUGCUUCCCUCUGUGCCCAGGUCCAAGCUGCCAGGUUACCUUCCCAGCUUGUGGCCUGGGCAUUGCAUUUUCUGAUGGAGCCAGAGUCUGAGCUAACUCAGGUGUGAAGAAUCAUGCAGGCACAUUG
Fukomys damarensis (Damara mole-rat) is the source of this 1729-nucleotide messenger RNA. It is a transcript of the gene Acd, whose product is annotated as ACD shelterin complex subunit and telomerase recruitment factor. Bases 438 to 1709 code for a protein of 423 amino acids. Gene Ontology annotation, molecular function: telomeric repeat DNA binding. Lineage: Eukaryota; Metazoa; Chordata; Mammalia; Rodentia; Bathyergidae. Gene Ontology annotation, biological process: telomere maintenance via telomerase; telomere capping. Gene Ontology annotation, cellular component: telomerase holoenzyme complex; chromosome, telomeric region; shelterin complex. The record is from RefSeq and is a predicted model, not a curated record. The transcript has 12 exons.